Messenger RNA from Mirounga angustirostris (Northern elephant seal), 3933 nucleotides. Its product is annotated as exocyst complex component 3-like. NCBI's taxonomy places the organism in Eukaryota, Metazoa, Chordata, Mammalia, Carnivora, Phocidae. The transcript has 12 exons. Gene Ontology annotation, molecular function: SNARE binding. The record is from RefSeq and is a predicted model, not a curated record. Gene Ontology annotation, cellular component: exocyst. Gene Ontology annotation, biological process: exocyst localization; exocytosis. Bases 773 to 2245 code for a protein of 490 amino acids.
UGAUCAGGGAGCCCAACGCGGGGCUCAAUCCCAGGACCCUGGGAUCAUGACUUGAGCGGAAGGUAGAUGCUUAGCCAACUGAGCCACCCAGGCGUCCCCUGGGUCUCACGUUUAUAUCCGGCAGGAGCCUUUGUCCUGUUCCUUCAUUUUUUUUGCUCGCGUAUUUAUCCUUUUGUUUAAUAUGUACUGCAUACGCCAGCCUCCUGGAUGUCGCUCUGGGCGCCUGGAGGGGACCAGGCACGGUGGGAAGAUGCCUCCUUCCCAUGCCUGGGGGACCCCACGUGAGCGGGGCUGGCUCGCUGACCACCACGGCCACCACGCAGCGGGCUGUCACGGGGCUGGGGGUGCUGCUGAGCCCACGGGGGCCCUGACGCAGUGCGGGGGAGCAAGAGAGGGACCAAAGCAGAGCGAAGCAGCCCACAGUCAUCACGCCUGUGAGACACACCUCGCCGUUUCAAAGCCGACGAAACCACGGCCCGGGGGUGGAGCCCUUUGCCCAGGGACCCGCAGCAGAGUCUCGCUGGCGCCUGCCUCCUGCAGCUACAGGCUGGAGAGUCUUGCUGAGGCUCCUCUGGGUUGCAAAGCAGAAUCCUUCCCUUUCCAUCUCUCCCUCCGGGCACAGCAGGAGGUCCAGCACCAUUAGCACCUCCUGGGAACAGGCUUCUUCGAGUUGGUCCAGGAGGGGCGGUUCCUGGAGGCCUACCAGAGCAUCUCGACGUUGGCGGAGGAAGGGCAGGACUGUGGCCCCCAGUACCAGGCUGUGGCCCAGAGCAUGUGGCAGGUCGUCCAGCAGGCUCUGGAGGGCACUGGGCCCAGCCAGGAGCUGGAGCUGAAGCUGAAGCUCCAGGCAGUGCUGACCACUGUGGGGUGGACACAGGACAAGCAUCAGAGCCGAGAGGCUGGUGCUCUCCAGGACGGUGGAGUUGCCCCGUGGGCUGGUCAGCUGGAGAAGCUGCUGAGAAAUGAUGCUGAGGCCCGAGUGCCCACCCUGGGCCCCAAGGACCAGCUGGACCCAUACCUGGAGAAGCUAGACAAGGCUGUGAGACAGGGCCUGGGGUCCCCGCGGGCUAGCCGGUUGGGGACCUGCCUCUGGGGGGUCUACAGGAUGUACUUCCAGGAGGUGCUCCUCAGCCGCCUCUCCGAGCUCACGCGCUCCUGCGGCACCAACUUGAAAAGCUGUCAGGUCCUGUACACCUGGGGCAAGACGAACUUGUUUGGGCAUCCGGGGGAGACACUUGCAAAAGCACCUCCGACUUCUCAGGAGCCCACGGUCAGGCACCUCUUGGACCCCGUAAUGUUUGUGACCUGGAUGUCCCAAAUGCAGAAGAAGCUGGUGGGGCUGAUCCAGGAAGAGUUGGAAAAGCAUCUAGAAAGAGUCUUGAUCUGGGAUCGGAAAAAGUGGGCCCAGUGUUCCCACCCAACGUUUCUCGAAAUCUUCCAGCUGCUGGAAGAAAGCAUGAAUGCAGUACAACCCAUGGGACUACCUAUCACCAGCCAGGUGCAAGCGAUGGUUCUGGAAACAUUUUCAGAGUUUCUGAAAAGGUACCAGGCGGAGGCUGUCCACUUCCUGCAGCAGAACGCCGCCGCCGGGGCCUUCCCCGAGGUGCACGUGCUGGCAAACUGCUGCAUCCUCAGGGAAACGUGGCGGGAGCUGAGCCAGGAACACGUUCAGCUGGCAGCCAAGGGCCCUGCUGUGCAAGGCACCAUCCAUGUCAUUGAGGACCACGGCCGGGACCACCUCCUGCCUAGAGUCAGAACCUUGUGCCAGAGUCAGCUGAGGGGCCACUUUGGGAAGAAGGACAAGGAUCUGGUUCGAGCUCUGCAGUGCCUGUGGCAAGGCCUGGAGGGCUGCCCCAACAUGCACUCCACUCCUGUGUACAAGAGAAUCAUGCGAAGUUUGCACAUGGUGGUCUUUGGGGAGUACAUCCAGGCCCUGGCCACCCACCUCAGGACGCUGGAGCCCAGGAAGUGGGAGGGCCUCAGGGUUCAGGUGGAGACAGACACCAGGAAGUUGUACAACAUCUUCAUGAAGCACGGGGACCUCGGCUUGGCCAACCUACAGGAGCCCAUCAUGGGGAUCUUCGAGUCCAGCGAGAACAAGAGCAGGGAGACUGUGGAUGACUGGCUGGCCUCCUUCAGGGACAGAUUCCCAGGUUAUUUGAGCAUGCAGGACCAGCCAUGCUGCUCUGUGGACUUGGAGGAGGAGAUUGGGGUCAAGGGAAGCUCCUGCCGCUGCUGCUGCUGAUACCCCCAGCUCUGGACAAGGUGGCCAAGGGUUCAAGGCUCCGGAUCACUCCUCCAGGGGAGGUGAUAGGGGAGGGUCCAGUCCUGGGCAGGGUGGGAACCCGGUCAAGGGGCACAGCCAGAGCGUGCUCCAGUUGCUCUCAGUUGACACGGUAUCACCUUGUGCUCUAGGCCAGCAGUUCUCAAACGUUUUGGUCUCAGGACCCCCCUACCCCGAAUAGUUACUGAAACUAAAGAACUGUAGCUUAUGUAUUAUAUCUAAGAGUUACCACAUUAGAAAUUAAAACCAGAAAAUAUUUAAUAAUUCAUUUACAGUAUUUGUUAAAAAUAGUAGUAAUUCAUUAAAAUAGAAAAUUGGUAUUUAUUAAGUAACUAUAAACAAAGUAAAUGAUAAUGUAUAUUAUAUGCGAAUAGAUUUGGAAAUAAAUUAGUAUUUAUAUAGAAAUAAUACUAAUUUAGAAAUAUUAAUUUAUUUAAAAAUAAUAAUAAACCCACAACAUGUUAACAUUAUGGCAAAUGAUGAUUUUUAAGUGAAAAAAAUGAAGUAUUUGCUGAAAUAAUAACAACAAACUUAACAAUAUGGGUGUCACUGUUUUACGUUUUUGCAAAUACCUUUAUCUGGCUUACCAGGAGACAGGUAGAUCUUCGUGUCUGCUGCUGUGUUCAGUGUAUUGUGACAUGCUCUGGCUGAAGUAUGCAAGGAAGGUCCAGCCUCUCGUGGACUAGUUACUGUUGGGGAAAAGGAGGGUAUUGUAAUGCCUCUUUUAGGUACUUGUUAUUCUUCUUUGAUACCAGACCCAAACUGGACAGGUGGUAGUUUAUUAAAGAUUAGGACACGAAUUCUGAAACCAACUUGAUGAAUUAUAUGAAAUUUGCAUGCUCUGUUGUAGUAAAAUCUGUUGGCCUGUCUUGCACUUUUAACGGCUCUUCUACCCAUAUGUGAAUUUGUGGCAUCGAGUGUUCGUCACCUGGCAAAUACCAGUUCAGAGUGAUGCGGAUCCAGGUGUUGGCACGUUUUAGCACACCUCAUCCAAAAAGCACCGUUGUCUACACUGCCAUCAGCUUCAUCAGGAGAGUCUGUAGCUGUUGGGAAUCCCAGGCUCACAGUGGAAGACACAGGUUUUCCAGAAUCCUGAUUUUUUGCUUGAAGGCUCAAAUUUUUAUCAUUGACAACAAAUACUGUCCGUUGUUUACUUUGAAGCCCCAGCUCACAUCAUCCAUUCUCAAGAAAAUGCCGUCAACAACUAAAUAGUCUGUCCGUUGGUCAUUCUUUCAAGUAAAAGUGGUACAUCCAGGGACGCCUGGGUGGCUCAGUCGGUGAAGCGUCUGCCUUCAGCUCAGGUCAUGUCCUGGGGUCCUGGGAUUGAGCCCCAUGUCAGGCUCUGUCCUCAGCGGGGAGUCUGCUUCUCCCUCUGCCCCUCCCCCUGCUCAUGCUUUUUUUCUCUCUCUCUCAAAUAAAAUCUUUAAAAAAAAAAAAAAGCGGUAUUCCAUAGAAAAAGUGGCUAGUUCAGCUUGUAACUCAAACAGUCGGUUGUGCAAGUGUUUUUGCUCUGGGCAGCCACUGUCUUUCAUGGGGCAGUAGAAGGGCUAGCUAUGAACCGUGCAUUUCUUCAUGUAGGAUAUUGAACAUUUGUGUAUUCAGGGUUACGAUUUAAUAAAAGUAACUAUUUGUACUCUUUUAUCAACACA